AAGUGGCGGCGGGCCCAGGCGGAAGCAGGAAGCGGCGGAGCGGGCCCACGCUGGGUGGUGGUUGCUCGGGGACAUGGCGGAGAAGUUCGACCACCUGGAGGAGCACCUGGAGAAGUUCGUGGAGAACAUCCGGCAGCUCGGCAUCAUCGUCAGUGACUUCCAGCCCAGCAGCCAGGCCGGGCUCAACCAGAAGCUGAAUUUUAUUGUUACUGGCUUACAGGAUAUUGAUAAGUGCAGACAGCAGCUUCAUGACAUUACUGUGCCUUUAGAAGUGUUUGAAUAUAUAGAUCAAGGACGAAACCCCCAACUCUACACCAAAGAGUGCCUGGAGAGGGCUCUGGCCAAAAAUGAACAAGUCAAAGGCAAGAUCGACACAAUGAAGAAAUUUAAAAGUCUGUUGAUUCAAGAACUUUCUAAAGUAUUUCCUGAAGACAUGGCUAAGUAUCGAAGCAUCCGAGGGGAGGACCACCCCCCUUCCUAACUUCGUCGUCCUGCUGCCUGAAGACCGUCCUGGUCUAGUGUGAGUCACCGUGACCUUCAGGCAGGCUGUGACUGACAGUGGCAUCCACGUCCUGUCCUCCAGCCAUCCUGCUCUUGUCCUUGGCCUUGGGGGACGGUAGGGGUGGGGCCUGGAGGGCUUGCAGGGCUGUGCUUCAGCUGUCCCUCUGUCCCUGACGUGCGUCUUUUGGGUCCGCAAGUUCUCACACGGCCCGGGCCACACGUCUUCGAGUGCGAUGCAUUUGAUUCUCCCUAGCAGAGUGGUCUUGGGAAUAUUAACUGUGCUAGGUACAUGAAGUUUUAAAAAAUUCCUAGUGGUUUUGUUUUUAUGUACUGUUUCUUUUCCAUUUUAUUAUAGUGUUGAGAAAGCUAAAAAAAAUUGGUUUAAUCUGAGAAGUACUUUAAGUUGGUAUUUUGUAUUUUCAAGUACAUAAAGAAAGUGUUCAGUGUAACUGUUUAUGUGGGCUUCAGUUGGACGUAAGCGUGUAAUAAAGCCUUUAAGUAUUUAUGUGA
This is a messenger RNA of Mustela lutreola (European mink), 1011 nucleotides long. It is a transcript of the gene MED10, whose product is annotated as mediator complex subunit 10. The coding region runs from base 74 to 481 and encodes 135 amino acids. The record is from RefSeq and is a predicted model, not a curated record. The transcript is spliced from 4 exons. Gene Ontology annotation, biological process: positive regulation of transcription by RNA polymerase II. Gene Ontology annotation, cellular component: mediator complex; chromatin. NCBI's taxonomy places the organism in Eukaryota, Metazoa, Chordata, Mammalia, Carnivora, Mustelidae. Gene Ontology annotation, molecular function: transcription coregulator activity.